Molecule: messenger RNA, 1551 nt
Organism: Notothenia coriiceps (black rockcod)
Lineage: Eukaryota; Metazoa; Chordata; Actinopteri; Perciformes; Nototheniidae
Exons: 4
Coding region: 99-917 (272 amino acids)
Source: RefSeq, a predicted model, not a curated record
ACUUUACCUUAAUCACUGGGUUUUGAACUUGAGCGAAAUCACUGUCCGGAAUUGUUGCUACUUCCGGUUUGACAACAACAAUAACAAGGACAAUCACGAUGAGCAUGCGGGGACAGGAGCAGGUGGAGAAGAGGUACGACCCCCGGGACACCACCCUGAAGUUUGUGAAGAGGAAGGACGACCUGGAUCCAGUGUGUGAUGAAGACGACGGUCUCAGAGCAGAGAUGUCCUGCGGCCACGCCGUCACCCCCGACUCCCUCACACAAUGGUGUCGCAGCCAGCUGGAUGAUGGUUAUUACAAAUUCAGAUGCCCUGCGGUGGGGGAGGGGACCACACAGUGCAACAAACUGUGGUCGUACCAAGAGGUGCGCAGACUGGCAGAUCUGUCUGUGGAGGAAAUGCAGUACUUUGAGGAGGCCAUGUCUCUUCUGGCUGCUGAAGAAUACUGUGAGACACAAACAUGCCCACAGUGCAGGACGAGUGUGGAGAGGAAGGAUCUCUCCAACCUGUGUGUCCGGUGCUCCAUAUGCACAGCGGAUCUGAAGAAGACCUACCAGUUCUGCUGGCAGUGCAUGAGGAAAUGGAAAGGUCCGGGCCCUCGAUCUGACUGCUGCGACAAUGACGGCUGCAUGAACAGGGACCUCCAGCUCUUGCAGACCUGCAAGACCCUCAGCCUGCCCGCGGUGGAGGGGGUCGCCGAAUGCCCCUCGGUCCGAGCCUGUCCCACAUGCGGCAUGAAGGUGGAACAUAGCCAACAAUACUGCAAGAAUAUCGACUGCCCUCGCUGCCACGUUGUUUUCUGUUUCGUCUGCCUGAAACUAAAGAGUGAAUGUUGUAAAACCAGUACACCGUACAAAAUCUGUCCUAGUGGCGUCGCUCCGAGACAGGCUGCUAUCCCUGUGUGGCAGAAGAAAUGAAAAGAGGGAUUUUAUUAUAGGGUUACAUGUAAAUAAGAUUAUGUUAUCGUAUUAUACAGAUAAAUCUCUAUGAUCAGCCCAGAUUACAUACAAAAAAAGGGAAAUUAGCUAAUAAUUGCAAUGUCAAGGUUAACUUGUUUGCACUUUGUCUUGAAAGUAUGGACUUUUAAAAUUAUUAAAUGUUUCAUCGUGAGAACAAAAUGCUAUUUACAAUUGCAUUUAAAAUGGAAGAUGAAAAUUUUGAACAUGUUUAUAACAUUCAUAUUCACAGUACGCCUGUAGUUUGUGACAGUACCACUGAUUUGUAAGGGUUAUUAAACUUGACCAAAAUCAAAUGUUGCAUACAACAUAGAAUUGCAUUACAAUUCUCCUGAGAAAAGUGUGUGUGGCUGCCUCCAUUUAUGUCCAUAGGUUCAGUAUUUUUAAUGUGUACUUUUUACAAACCAAACCAAGACUAUCAGAAUCGAUUCCACUUGUAUGUGAUCCAAUGGAUUAUGUCACAAAAAACAUAUAGCCUUCUAUUCAGCAAUUGAGUAUAUUUUAAAAGAACCAUAAUUAUGACAUUAUUCUGUAAACUCUCAGGCUUGAUUCAUUGAAAUAUGUGACAAAAUAAACAUGCUGUGACUCCAAUAGA